Messenger RNA from Caenorhabditis angaria, 3024 nucleotides. The record is from the annotation of a GenBank genome assembly. Lineage: Eukaryota; Metazoa; Nematoda; Chromadorea; Rhabditida; Rhabditidae.
AUGGCUUUGCGACUUGUGAUCAAUUCAACGAUCCGUCCAGCUUUCAACACCCAGGUAUUUUUACAUUUUAAGAUGCUUCCGAAGUUAUUGAUUGAUUUUUCUAGGUGCGAAACGCUUCAGCUUUGUCUGUCAAGGAUGUUUUGGCUGCUGCACCAAAUGCUGAAGUCACCACUUUGAAAAAUGGAUUCCGAGUUGUUACUGAGGAUAAUGGAAGAUCUACCGCAACUGUGAGUGUUUAAAGGAUUUUUUGAAAAAUGAAAAUGAAAUAAAUCUAGGUCGGAGUCUGGAUUGAGACCGGUUCACGUUUCGAAAAUGAGCAAAACAACGGAGUCGCUCAUUUCCUCGAAAGAUUGAUUCACAAAGGAACCGGAAAGAGAGCCAGCGCUGCUCUUGAAUCCGAGCUCAACGCAAUCGGAGCAAAAUUGAACUCUUUCACCGAACGCGACCAAACCGCUGUCUUUGUUCAAGCCGCUUCACAAGACGUUGAAAAAGUCGUCGAUAUUCUCGCUGAUGUUUUGAGAAACUCCAAACUCGAUGCUUCCGCAAUCGACACCGAAAGAUCCGCCAUUCUUCGUGAAUUGGACGCUUCUGAUGAUUAUUAUCAAGCAGUUCUCUUCGAUAAUCUUCAUGCUGCCGCUUUCCAAGGAACUCCAUUGGCUAAAAGUGUUUUGGGAACAACACAAUCUGUUCAAUCAAUCACUGCCCAACAAUUGAAGGAGUGGCAAGAGGAUCAUUAUCGACCAGUUCGUAUGGUUUUGUCGGCUGUUGGUGGUGGAGUAUCGGGAGUUCCACAACUCGCUGAGAAAUAUUUCGGAGAUUUGAGCAAUGAAUAUCCAAGACAAGUUCCAGCUGUAAGAGUUUUAUCAUUUUUUUUUUCUAGUUUUUUUUCUUCUACGGGAUAAUAAUCCUCUUGGCCGCUGCGCGGAAGCUUGCGGUCUACACGCUUCGCUCGAAAACAAAACCACAUUAUUUUCUAGGCCGAUGGAACUCGUUUCACCGGAUCUGAAUACAGAUACCGUAACGAUAACAUUCCACACAUGUACGCCGCGGUCGCUGUUGAAGGAGUUGGCUAUGGACACAAAGAUGCUCUUGCUCUCCAAAUUGCCAGUCAAUUCAUCGGACAAUGGGAUGUUACUCAUGCUACAACUAGAACUGCUGCAUCGAGACUUAUCCAAAAAAUUGGAACCGAUCAUGGGCUUCAUAAUAUUCAACAUUUCAAUAUUAAUUAUAAGUGAGUUUUUUUGUUGAAAAAUGUGGUUUUUCGGCGGCAAUAUCUCUAGGUUCUGACCCGCUGAUCACGAACCAUGCGUAAUUCUGGAGCGUUGUUGUUUUUUUCCACGAAAAACUGUUAAAUGUAUUUUUCCAGAGACACUGGAUUGUUCGGAAUCUACUUUGUCGCCGACGCUCACGAUUUGAACGACACCCACGGAAUCACAAAAUCAGUCGGACACGAAUGGAAACAUUUGGCAUCGGCCGCAACUGAAGACGAAGUUGCUCUUGCCAGAAAUCAAUACAGAACAAAUGUCUAUCAAAAUUUGGAAACCAACACACAAAAAGCUGGAUUCAACGCUAAAGAAGUGAGAUUUUCUUGUUUUGUUUGAAUUGACUCCAAAAACCAUGGAAUUUUCAGCUUCUCUACACUGGAAAUGUUCGACAAUUAUCCGACUUGGAAGCUCAAAUUCAAAAAGUUGAUGCGACCGCAGUUCGUGAGGCUAUUUCUAGACACGUUUAUGAUCGUGAUAUUGCUACUGCUGGAGUUGGUGAGUUGAUGUUUUUGGCGGGGAAAUUGGGGAAAUCUCAAUGAAAUUUUUAGCUUUUCAAAGCUAAUUUCGAAUUUUUCAAGUUCUGUUGAACUCCAAAUGGGCGGGGCUUUGAUUUGUAAUUCAGGCACGGUUUUUUUUAAAGCAACACCCUCGUAUAAUAAGACCAUUGCGAAAUGAUUUCAAACACAAAAAUAUAUAAAAUUAACCUAUCCAGCUAUACUCACAAGCAAUAUGAAAAAGAAAUACUCAAAAACGAUCAAGUUUGACCACUUUUGAGAAAAAACAUUAUUUUUUUUUUGAAAAUCGCCUGCAGAUUGUGCAGAUCCGCAAUUUCAUGAAAUUGUGCAAACACUGUGACGACAAUUGUGUGCUACAGUACCCCUUUCAACUUUUUUUCAACAAAAAGUGAAUUGUUUCACUGAAAACAAUGAAAUAAAUUAUAACAAUGAUUUCUGAACAUCCUUAACUAUCUCUACUUUUAUUUUUGACAAUGAUAUUUCAGUUUUAUAUUGCAUAUUCCGGUCAAAAACUAAAAAAAACACAAUUUCCCUCAAAAAAAUUAGUUUUCGUCUGAAAUAUUGAGUCCUAAUGUUUAUACUUCUUCAAUUUAUUUUUUUCAUACCCAGAAAACAGUUUUUUCCAUGAAAAUUGUCAUUUUCCGAAAAAAUGGAAAAAAAAUUUGCAAAAAAAUAAAAAAGAAAACAACGAGACUCCGCGUUGACGCUAGCCCGCGUUGUUUGAAUUUGAGUUUUUUCAGUUUUUCAAUGGGUUUCCAUAUUUCGGCUAAUACUUAUUGAAACUUUUUGAAUUUUUUCUCCGAACUAGAAAACAGUAAAACUAAGCUAAUUCUAAGAUUUGAGAACAUUUGGGCUUUUUUCAAGAAAGUGCCUAUUAUACGAGGGUGUUGCUUUAAUUAAAAAUGUGCCAGGCUUGCGAAUUCAUGCUCCGCCCAUUUUCAUUGAUUCUUGAAGCCAUUAAAAUUAAUUUAAAGCAUUCCUGAUGGAAAAAUCCGAAGUUUCAUCGAAAAACUGAUAAAACCCUGUUUUUUCAAAGAUUUAGGAUUCAAAAAAGAAAAGUUUCAAGUUUUCAAAAAAGUUUAUAAGAGAAUUUUUCAACUGAGAUUUCAGUUUUAGCUGAAAAUUUGAAAAAAAAAUCCAAAUUUCAAAAUUACUUGACUAAAAUCCCAAAUCUUCCAGGUCGCACCGAAGCAUUCCCUAACUAUUCGCACAUUCGCGCCGGUAUGUCGUGGUGGAGAUUGUAA